UAGAUACCAUCGCGUCGMAGCAUUGACUCACAUUCCAAACUUUUUCAACUAUUACCUGUUUAAAGAAAGCAUUUCUAAGACCAUGGCUUUUGCAUAUCAUAUGGAGGCUUUAAGGAAACAGAGAGUAAUGGAUAGAAGACACWCAGCUUUAGCGAGAAUCGCGAUUUUACAGGCUGAAGAAGAGAGAAUCAAAAAGGAGCAAGAAGAACGAACCAAACGCAUCCGACAGGAACAAGAGAUCAUGAAGUCAAAAGAAAGAGAUCAAUAUCUGAAGAGUAUGGGACGCACUAGCAAAACAAAGCAAGGAGUAAUAAAUGCUAAUUAUACAAAUAUGCUUGAAGACCAAAAGAAGUGGAUAGCACAAAAAGAUCUGAAACACCAGGAAAAGGUUUUGCGAGACCACUGUCUUGUCAUGGGUCAUGUGAAUGAGUAUUUCCUGUCUUAAAACAAAACUAUAAAAAGACACAUUGAAAUGAUGUUUUGAAAUACAGAAUACCAAUGGAGAAGGUUUUCUGGCUUUACAAUGUUAUCACUGGUGAAUGAAUGAAAGAUCAUUUUGCAACUAAGUUUUUUAUUGUAUAGUACGUCAGGUUUUAUAUGAUUACAAGUCAAAAAUAUGCCUCCAUAUCUUUAAUAUAUAUAAUUAAACGUUUUGUUGGUUUUGUGUAUGAAUAACAUAAAAUAAAGUUUGUAAAAAUAAAAGAUUAAAUUCCAAAUU
Molecule: messenger RNA, 718 nt
Organism: Exaiptasia diaphana
Lineage: Eukaryota; Metazoa; Cnidaria; Anthozoa; Actiniaria; Aiptasiidae
Exons: 2
Coding region: 83-445 (120 amino acids)
Source: RefSeq, a predicted model, not a curated record